AUGGCCAACGACUCUUCAAAUCAGGCCAAAGUGGCCAUACCUCCCUUGAACUUAGAGGAAGAAGACAACAUCAUCCUGACGCGGAUUACCAACGACGAACGGCCACUCAGGCGUGUAUUAAAGAGAUUCCAUGGCUAUGUUGCUGCCGUCUGCCCUCCCGGGCCUGUAACAACGUCCGCCAGCUCGAUUGAAGAUGCUCGGGAAGCAUUCUUGGUAGAAUUGGCGUCGUAUCAACUGUCGUUGAAAAAAAGUGCCAUGGUUUGUGAGGCAGAAACGAGGCAGGUGGAAGAAUAUAGGCGGGAAAGGCAGAGAAUAGAACAAGAACACGAGGUGCUACGUACGCAAAUCGAGGAACUGAAGGUGGCCUUGGAACAUGCCCAAAUGCUGAGGCGGAGAAAGAUUGAAUACGACCAAGUAACUGAGCGAGUCAAUAUGCUGCCGCCACGAGACGAACUGGAGCAGGAAAUAAGUGCUUUAGAAAACGACAUGGCUGCAAUCAGAGCAGAACACGACACACAAGACAGGACACUUCACAGUCAAAAGGCUGCUCUGGAUGACAUCGUCACAGACCUCACCAAUCUGCGGUUUAUUGGCAAAGACAAGGAUGCUACAUCUAUUCCCACUUCGCCCGAAGACGCGCCCGUUGAUCUUCCAGAAACCGGGCCUGAACCAACUUCUGAAUCUCAGUCGACGCCAGACAACGAAAAGGAUAACAGGAGCGAGGCGACCGCCCUUGAUGUUAGCACUUCAGACAAGGUCCCGGAAGAAGGUGCUGUCGAAGACGACAUUGAAAUGGGGGAAGUGGAAGAAGAGCCGAGGGACAAGACGAAGAAGAAACCGAGAGAAGAAGAAUUGGAGGAAGGAGAGGCAAGCGACCAGAGUAGUGAGCUCUCGGAGCCUCCGGAUGAUUAA
This is a messenger RNA of Coprinopsis cinerea okayama7#130, 912 nucleotides long. RefSeq lists its product as hypothetical. The transcript has 4 exons. The record is from RefSeq and is a predicted model, not a curated record. Gene Ontology annotation, biological process: mRNA processing. Lineage: Eukaryota; Fungi; Basidiomycota; Agaricomycetes; Agaricales; Psathyrellaceae. Gene Ontology annotation, cellular component: THO complex part of transcription export complex. Bases 1 to 912 code for a protein of 303 amino acids.